AUGAAGAGGCGACUAGAGAUUGGACUCAUGCGCAGAUAUUCCACUUCUAUGAAUAUUCCUCGUCAAAUGGCGAUAAAAAACCAUCUAGAAGGUUUGAAUGGACCUCAGCGUCAAGCGGUAAUGUUUCCGCCAAACAGCCCACUUCAAAUACUUGCCGGACCCGGCACUGGAAAAACAAGAGUUCUGACUUCACGCCUGGCUAAUCUCGUUCUCAAUCAUUCGUAUCUUCCGUCAUCAAUAUGUGCCGUUACAUUCACGAGAAAAGCUUCAAAAGAAAUGAAAGCAAGGCUAUAUCAAUACCUUGAUUCAAAUGCCACUGAAGACAUUAAGCUUGGGACUUUUCAUAGCGUUUGUUUAAACUAUCUGCGCAGCUACGGGACCAUGGUCCACGUAGAACCAGGUUUUUUGGUCUGGGAUGAAGACGAAUGUAUCCUGGUUCUCCGGCAUCUUUCAGAAAAAGCAGGCAAAGAUCUUACAAAGGAUUUUUUAGCUAAAGAAUUAUACGAAAUGUUUUCAAAUGUGAAAGAGAAGGUGAAAAUCACCCCGGGCGCUGCAAUAGAUUCCAUGAUAAAAGAAGAGCUCAAGCGAAAGAGAGAAGACCAUAACAGCUCAGCCCACGAUAGCCCUCAAAUUCAGCUCCAAUCAAAGCUUCUCCUUGAGCUCUAUUAUUCCUAUUCUCAUACGCUGAGAGCUUCCAACGCACUUGAUUUCACAGACUUGCUUAGCAAAGGGCUGGAUCUACUUCAGGCUGUACCUUGGGCAAGGGAAGUCGGUCGGUUGAAGCAUGUGCUUGUAGACGAAUUUCAGGAUACAAGCUCACUUCAAUAUCUGAUCGUUAAGGAGCUUUUCAAGGCCACCAGAGGGUCAAUAAGUGUGGUUGGCGACCCCGACCAGUCGAUUUACAAGUGGCGAGGAGCAGAUGAUACUGUUUUUCGACAAAUGAAGAAAGACCUCCCGAAAACGAAGGAGAUAUACCUUGAAGAAAACUAUCGAUCAACCGCCUCAAUCAUUAAAACUGCAAUCGAUAUCAUUUCCCAAGACGAGACAAGACCACCUAAAGCUCUUUUUACAUCUUACACUCCCCAUGGCCCCAAGCCCGUAAAAAAAAGCCUCGACAUCAAACAUGAAGAGGAGGCUUAUAUUGUCGAGGAAAUUAAUCGCAUAGUCACGAACUCUGCUGAAACUAUUGAUUACGGAGAUUGCGCCAUUCUUUUCCGGGACAACCGGUCAGCAGAUCAGUUUUCUCAAGUAUUGUUCAAGGCUGGCAUCCCAUAUCGACAACUUCCUGAGCCGUCAUUAAUGGAGCAAUUUGAAGUUAUAAGUCUGAUUGCAUUUCUACGGCUCGCAAUCAACGAUGCGCAUACUCCAAUGGUAAUACGAGCACUGAAAGGGCCGCUUGCGCUUGAUGAAAAGGCUAUUACGGAUCUUAUGACUCGCUCUGCCGGGCAUCGUAUUACCUUGUUUGAUGCCUUGCAACGCGUUCGAGGUGGUUAUGACCGGGAUACUAAUCCAUCUUGCAUAAGCGCCUCAAAUCUUUUGACCAGGAUACUUCGUCAUCUUAGAGACUUCAUGCAUCAGGGGGCGAGCCCAGCAGAUCUGCUUCAUUAUAUCAUUGAGGCUACCAAUUACCACGAAUUUCUCAUGCAAAACUUUACGAAGAAUUACUCCCGGCGUGCUCGGAAUGUACAGCGAACUAUACAGUAUGCUAAGCUUUUCAAAGGGAAAAAAGAACUUGGGCCAAUGCCAGUACGAUUGUUCCUUGAUUUCAUGAGGGAAUUGUCUCGAGUCGAUGAUUUCAAUACCGGGAAAGUGACUCUCUUGACUUGUCAUUCUGCAAAAGGACUCGAGUGGCCCGUGGUUUUCGUCCCAAGUGUUGUUGAUGGUGUAUACCCUCAUCACAAGUCGCAGUCAAUUAGCAUCGACGAGGAACGACGACUUCUCUAUGUUGCCUGCACUCGGGCUCAAUGUUUACUAUACCUAACUCGCUCGGAGACAAAAUUGAUCAACCAAAGGGCCCUAACAAUCUUUGCAACCACAGGCAUCCCAGUGGAAGUACAACAAUAUGAGUCUGAGUUCACUGAACAUCUAUUGCCAGAAACGUACCAAGAUGAAGCGCCCACGAUGGACACAAAAGCUCUCGAUCUAUUCAGAAAAAUCCUCGGGCGUAACUAG
Rhizoctonia solani is the source of this 2172-nucleotide messenger RNA. Its product is annotated as UvrD-helicase domain protein. Bases 1 to 2172 code for a protein of 723 amino acids. The record is from RefSeq and is a predicted model, not a curated record. The transcript is spliced from 18 exons. Gene Ontology annotation, biological process: recombinational repair. Lineage: Eukaryota; Fungi; Basidiomycota; Agaricomycetes; Cantharellales; Ceratobasidiaceae. Gene Ontology annotation, cellular component: nucleus. Gene Ontology annotation, molecular function: 3'-5' DNA helicase activity; hydrolase activity; ATP binding.